AUGUCUGUGACGGAAAUACAGUUUAUGGUGCAUUGUUUCGGAUUGUAUGUGAAAUUUCAAUCAAUCAAUGAAGAUAUGUUCAUGAUGAAGUCGAAAGCGAUUUUAUUAAAUAGAUACCCAUUUGUAUUAAAAUCUGAAGAACGCAAAAGUAUUGAAUUGGAUCCAUCAGCUCGUAAUGUUGAACUACUUAAGAUGAGACAUCAAUUUGUCUGCGAGUCAGUUAGUGAUCUGAAUGAAAUAUACAGCAUCCAACUAGGAAUGUCUGUUUCUGUUUUGUUUAUAAUGUUAUUGUUUGAUGUUUACGAAGUCGUAACCACUGAAUUUGCCAAUACGAAAACUCCUUUACUAUUUUAUGGAUGGCUUACACAGUAUAUAUUCAGAUUUAUUAUAGUUAUACUGACUUCACAUAUAACCACGAAAGAGGGACAUAGAACAAAAACGCUUAUUACUGAUAUACAUAAUCGUAACUUAGAUAGCAGAACAAAAGAAGAGUUACGACUGUUUUUGAGUCAAGUAUGUAAUCAUUCAAUGGAGUUUACAACCUUUGAUUUUUUGACUCUAAAUACACACCUCAUCACUUCUGCUAUAGUUGCGGGUACAACUUAUAUUGUUAUAUUGUUGCAGUUCCGUUAA
Rhopalosiphum maidis (corn leaf aphid) is the source of this 633-nucleotide messenger RNA. Its product is annotated as putative gustatory receptor 28b. Gene Ontology annotation, biological process: sensory perception of taste. Lineage: Eukaryota; Metazoa; Arthropoda; Insecta; Hemiptera; Aphididae. The transcript is spliced from 4 exons. Gene Ontology annotation, cellular component: axon; membrane; dendrite. The record is from RefSeq and is a predicted model, not a curated record. Bases 1 to 633 code for a protein of 210 amino acids.